AUGGCGUCUGUGGGGUCUUUGAAUCCCUUGGCCAAUAACGGUUUCAAGAAGAAGGCACUCAAGGGUCAGAACAAGGGUAUCAAGCACAAGCCUCAAAAAGUCAAAGUGCAUGACAAAGAGCGGGCGGAGGUGCAGAGCUGGACAGGAUAUCCUCAGCGGGACGACCGGCAGCAUAGAAAGAUGGGAUCUGCGAGGCUGUCGGGUGCGCAGGACGACGCAGUAGGCGCGGUUGCAGAACGAUUCUCACCGGAGACCAUGGGGUUCCAGCGGUUUGCGCACAAAAAGCGCGAGACGCCGCGCUACAUGCUGCAGCAGACGCCGCUGUUGUGGCCACAGCAGUUUGCGCAGGACCCCUGGGACGCUUCCAAUCAGAAGAAGAUGCUCAGCCUUGAGGGCUCGAUCGCGGACGUGACAGAGCUAUGGGAGACGUUGAAGAAGAUACGCGACGUGGAGCGUAAAAUCAUGGAGCAGAAGGGGCUUGUGGACCGGGCUGAUUUUGCAAAGGAUUUGAACGAUGCCAUUGUGUUCCAGGGGACAUGCCAGGACAUGUGCCCGAUCUUUGAGCGCGCGCGACGCAGCGUGGAAAACAAUGUUGUGAGGUACGAAAAGGAGAACCCGACUGAUAAACGCAUAUCGCGCUUCCGUGCCCUCAAAGUGUUCGCGCGUCCGGCGGCGGCAGCGGCGCCUCCACUACCGUCUGAUGUGCGUCCGCCGCAUGUGUUGGUCAAGACGCUUGAUUACAUUGUCGCUCAUAUCCUACAGCUGUUGCCCGACUGCGAAAGCUUUCUCUGGGACCGAAUGCGGUCGAUCCGUCAGGACUUCACAUACCAGAACUACUGUGGUCCAGAAGCGAUAGACUGCAAUGAGCGAAUUGUCCGCAUUCACUUGCUCAUCCUCCACGUGAUGGCGCGCUCCGAGGCGGACUACAGCAGGCAGCAGGAAUUGGAGCAGUUACACAAAGCACUGAUUACUCUCACGGAAAUAUAUGAUGAAGUGCGAGCGCAUGGCGGGAGCUGUCCUAAUGAGGCAGAGUUCCGAGCAUAUGCAUUGUUGAGUAGGAUAAGAGAUCCAGAGUACGACAAAAUGAUCCAGGAACUCCCUGGCCACAUAUUUAAUGACGAUCUUGUGCAACUUGCGAUAUGUUUCAGGCGGGUGAUUUCGAAUAGCUCAUUUAUCGAACGGGGCCAUAUCAGGACCGAGAACUGUCUCAAUUUGUACCAAAGGUUCUUCCAGUUGCUCAGCUCAGACAGAGUUCCAUUCUUAAUGAGUUCGUUUCUCGAGGUUUAUGUCAAUGAGGUCAGAUUCUUUGCUAUGAAAGCGCUCUCUUUGACUCUCUCAAAAAAGCAUAAGAGUAUCCCCUUUCAAUACUUUUUGGACAACUUGCUAUUUAACAGUGUUGAUGAGCUCCUUAAUUUUUGCAAGUAUUAUUCUAUCGAUACUGACGAACAGGGCGUGUCCUUGAAGACUUUAACUCACCAUUCUCAUCAAAUUCCUGAGACAAAACCUUUGCGUCAAUGUUACUUGCAAUGCAUUGAGGAGAAAUUACAGCGAACUACUUACGAAGCACUAAUCAACUGCGGGAAACCGAACAAAGGAUAUUUGCCGGAGGACCCCGGGGAGUCUUUGAAUUCAAAUUUUACAUCUGAUAUGGCACAAGAAUCGACCUCUCUUUCGGAGGAUGAUGCUGCUCUAGGGAGCAAUGAUUCAAAUCUACCCACAUAUUCGGAAAGCAUCAUUGAGCAGGGGUCCUCCUUGCACGGAGAACACCAGGAUAUAUCUAAAACUUUCAACUUCGAUAGUGGAGAUUAUAAGACUACCGAACCCACUACCCAAUCCCGCGCUGGAAGUGAAGUGAAAUCUAGCAUGCAGUUCAAGCCACAGCAACAGUCUGAUCUGCAGUCCACGAAACAGUUUACGGCACCAUUUAUGUCUAGUGUCGGCUCUACAACCUCACCGCAUAUUUUAGAGGAAACAAAAACUAAAAAAGAUGUACCGUUUGAGUCAUCGCACAGAAAACCAUUUGCUGGCAAUUCCCAGCUAAAAGAGGAAAAUACUUUUCAUUUUAACCAAACAGCUUUAAAACUGGGAGCCCAAACUGAAGCUAGCGCUCAAGAUGAAGCUAGAGAUUCUGGCUCCAAAGCAAUAGAAGGGAAUGAACUGCGUAACGCGGUUGCAACCGAACUAACAGAUGAGCUCAUUAGGACUGCUGUGGCGUCGCAUGUUCGCUCAGAAAUAGAGGCUGUAAAUAAGAAAACAGCCAAAAAGAAAUUGAUGAUCUCAAUACUUUCCGAUGAAUUAUUCAAUGCAUUCAUACAUGAAACGUUAUAUUUUGUCUUUUUGGAGACCAGAGCAGAAUCAUUUUAUACUAAAAGAAGACUAAAGUAUCACCUCACCAAGUGGUUUCAAAAGUAUAAUUCACGGAAGUCUGAUAGAGUUCUACGUCAGAAGCGUAAGGAAGAGUUACAAGAAGUUAGCAGACAAUUGGGCAUUCCUUUCCUCAAAAGACCUCGCACGUCCGAAUCAGUGAAUUCUUCUGGCUCCAAUAUUUUAGGAAACUCCUCCUUCAUGAAAACGCCAAGAAUAUGGGUCGAUACCCCUGUAGCCACCGAGACCAAUCACUUUAAUACUCCAGUUCGGAAGAAUGCUGCUCUUUGGCAGUCGAUAGAUCUUAGGAAAGAUUAUUGCGAUCGUAUCCAGAUCAAUAAGGAUUUGGCUGAAUAUUCAGAUCUGCUGCGCAAGUGUGACGUAAAAAAAGAUCCCAUCGGAUUAUUUGUUUAUUCCAAAAACUGGAACUGCAUCUCUGGAUCAUGGCUACUGGGUAAAUUCUCCCUUAAUGAGAAUCCGUCGAUCAGCGUAUCAGGCUCGAAAAUAAAUAUGUCAGUUACAAAGUUGUGCAAUGAUUACGCUCCUAGUGACUUUGGAAACCUGCAUCUAUUAAUUUUCAAUACUGGUGUGACGGACUCAAAUAUUUUUGACUUGGAAAUGAAAAUGAAACAGGAUGGCGGGAAGCUUAUCGAAUUAGUUCACGGCAUCGCUCUGAACACGAACUAUAAGUUCAAUAUUUUGCUAAUAUUUUGGGCAUCCGCUGACAAUCCAUGGAGUAAUCAUAAUAUAUCAAAAUACCUUAAGUUACGAACUAUUUCCCGACUUUUCGGAUCCGUUAUCCAGAAUAUUGAUAUUGCCCACAUGAACGAUGGCAGACCAGAUGAGACUUUAUUCAGAUCGCUUACGAAUGUUGCAUCCAAUUUUAAGCUUGAACUAACCGAGCGGGGCGAAUACAACAUGUCCAUUAUGCGGCGCAAUUUGGCAGGAGAAGGCGGUGCUGCACUGAUGCCUUUCCCAGGCGGCCACAAUGACAUCGACGCGAAGUUGCAUCACAUGCUGCAGCUAGAGAGCCAAAAACAUGAAUUGUACCGGAACAAGAAAAGUCUCUACGCACACCUGCAGAACCACGUUCGGGCAUCUCCCAAGGCUAAAACCACAAAACUGCCGGUUCUGCUCUCCGAGAGUAACAAGAACAAGUUCAAGACACCCUUGGCGUUUCUGCCCCACCGUCGCUCGUUCUCGGAGUCUCCCGGAUCUUCACUGCCUUCCGCUUCCUCCCAUCUAGUUGCUAAGGUGAGACAUGCCCCCCCACCUAUCUCAACGUACGGCACACCUAGCCAUGUGCGGCGGCCGCCACAGGCCACCAACAAGCUAGUCUUUCAAACACCUUCCGCAGCGAUCCUCGGCGGAAGCGCUGGGGCUCCUGUAACCGGUACCGCCAACACUAGUGGCCUGUCCAAUAUUACAUUUGCCCCGCCGUUGCUCACUCCUGUCACACAGAUGGUGCUACAGUCUCCUCCUCUGCAAGAGCAGCGCAAUCAUCCUAGGCCUCGUACCUAUGCCCUGCAAGCCCGCGCAGAGAGCUCCUUCUGCCGUAGCGACGAAGUCUCUGCUCCUCCGUCUUCCGCCGCCUUACGCGAGGCUCCGACCAUCACCCGUCGCGACAGCCGCCCAGGUGUAGCCCCUCCAUCGUAUAAUGACCAGCCCUCAUCUCCGAUUGAGAGAAAUGAUUUACUCUCUGACAAUAUCCUAGAGUUGAAGGGCCUGAUUGCCAGUGUAAAGAGCAAACUAAAACACUGA
Molecule: messenger RNA, 4125 nt
Organism: Eremothecium gossypii ATCC 10895
Lineage: Eukaryota; Fungi; Ascomycota; Saccharomycetes; Saccharomycetales; Saccharomycetaceae
Gene: SAC3
Product: Sac3p
Exons: 1
Coding region: 1-4125 (1374 amino acids)
Biological process (GO): mRNA export from nucleus
Cellular component (GO): nucleus; transcription export complex 2; cytoplasm
Source: RefSeq, marked provisional